AUGUCUGACGCUGGACGACAGGACUUCACCGACAAGGCCUCCUCGGCCCUUAAGCCCGACUCGCAGAAGGGCGUUGGCGAGAAGGCCAAGGAGAACCUCGACAAGGCCGCCGCCACCCUCCAGCCCGACUCGACCAAGUCGGACUCGCAGAAGCUCGGCGACAAGGUCACUGGCUCGGACAAGUCGGACGAGUCGAUCCUCGACAAGGCCAAGAACGCCGUCGGCCUGGGCAACAACAACACUGCCUAA
Moesziomyces antarcticus is the source of this 249-nucleotide messenger RNA. RefSeq names its product 12 kDa heat shock protein. Bases 1 to 249 code for a protein of 82 amino acids. The record is from RefSeq and is a predicted model, not a curated record. The transcript is spliced from 2 exons. Lineage: Eukaryota; Fungi; Basidiomycota; Ustilaginomycetes; Ustilaginales; Ustilaginaceae.